CUCUAAAACGUAGUUGCGAAGAAAAAAUUAAAUAUUUUUGUGUAUUUUGCGAGUGUUUCAAUUGUUUUAACAAUACAGAAAACAUAGAUUAACUAACAUAUUCGAACGCGUAUUCGCAAUGUGCAAUAUUUUCAGCGAUUUGUAUGUAUAUAAUCUGUAGCUGUUGUACCUGAUUCGUUGCGAUUUUCGUGUGAGCUGCCUUAAAAGUGGUGGAAAAUGUGUGCAACAAAAAACAUGCAAUUGCCACUAACUAUGCACAUUGGGCAGUCAGCGGCAACAGUGCGUUAGUUAAUAUAAUAACAAUUUUUUUGAUGUGGUGCAAGUGCGUUCAAAAACGCGAAAACUAGCUAAACGACAAAAAAAUUCGCGCGUGCAACACAAAAUUGCGCCAAUAAGCGAACGACGACGUUUCUGUCUGUUUCUGUUUUAUUGCAUUCCUGCUCGCACACAUACAUACAUACGAUACAGAGCAACAGAGAUUUUCGUGCAUACAUAUGCAUAUGUAUGCAUGCAUACACACACAUAUACCCACAUGCAUUCACGCAAUAAACGCAGCACAACAACAACAAACAACAAACAUUGGCUGCAACACAAAUGUUUUGUUUCAGUGUAAUUGUUGAUUUUGCCAUCAAACGGCCACGCGCGCCAACCAUCGCAUAGAAGAAGUGUAAACAAUAUAUAAAAAUACAGGCGAAACUCGAAUUGAAGUACGCUCGUUGAACAACUGGCAUCUGGUCAAGAUGUCGCGCUGGGGCAAGAACAUUGUUGUGCCGCUGGACUCGCUCUGCAAGGAGAAGGAGAACACCAAUCGGCCAACAGUUGCCCGCUCGGUGGGCACCGUUGGAAAAUGGGGCAAGAUGGGCUUCACCUCGACCCGCACCUACACGCUCUCUGCUUUGCAUCCGAUGGCAGCAGCGGCGGCUGCUGCUGCUGCUGCCGCUAGUCCCGCCCAGAGUCCGGCCUCCACACACGAUCACGAUCCCAAUGAUAUGUCGGUGUCCGUGCCGGAGCCUCCGAAGCCCAAGAAGUUCUUCAAGUCGCGCAAUGCGGCGCCGCCAGAGGUGAUAGCACAGAUUAUACAACAGCUGCCGCACUGUGUGGCAGGCACGUCACCGAUGCGGGAUCAGGCAUCGUCUGCGAUACACAUGACACCCACACGGGAGCCCAUCAAGCUAAAGCUGGCUAAAGGCAGCUCCGCAGAGCGGAAGCGCAAGUCACCCAAAAAGAAGGCAGCGGCUACGACGGCGGCAGCGGCGGCGGCGGCGGCUGCUUUAACGCCCGGUGCGUUUAGCGCCGCCGAACUGAGCGACAGCUUGGCCCUAGAUGCCGAUCAAAUGGAUAUGGCUACCGGUGCAUCACCCACAGCUGAGCCUAAGGGAAAGAAGAAGAAAUUGAAGGAGGAGAAGAAACUAAAGCCAGAGGCGCCGCCGUCACGGAUUUUGGGACGCGCCCGCAAAGCGGUCAACUACUGCGAAGUGGAUGAGGACGAACGCUAUCCCACGCCCAUCAAGGAUUUGAUCAUUCCCAAAUCACGGGCGCCCGAAACAACAACAGCAUCACAGGAUGUUGCCAUACCUGCGUCAGCAGCCGCAGCAAUCCCAGCAGGAGCAGCCGGAGCAGCUAUAGUUCCAGAUGGCAAUCCAGCGCUUCCUCCGCCAGCAACGGCGCCCAGCGCAGCAGCUAUUGGCUCCAUUGGUGGAGCAGUAGCAGCAGCAUCAUCCUCCUCUGCUUCCACAGUGCCAUCUGCAUCCGCCUCGUCUAGUGCUUCCCGAACGCCCGAACAUCCGCCAAUUGUUCUGCGCAUUUCCAAAGGCACCUCACGUCUAGUCAGCACGGACAGCGAGGAGCCGCCAAAUUGUUCGCCUGCCCAGCAGCAUCUGUCAUACGAGACGCCCAACGAAGCGCUGCUUGAUCAUCCAGUCGAUGUUUUAGUUCCUGCACCAAAAAUAACUGUAAAACCGCUGCGUCUGCCAACAGCAAAGUCGGCAAAGGACGACGACGCCACAGCAGCCGGUAACAGGGAGUUAUUGACAGAGACUGCGACCGACAACAACAACAGCAGCAGCAGCACUAGCAACAACGACGACGAAGAGCAAGAGGAAGAGGAACAGGAGGAGGAGGAAGAGGAAGAGGAGGACGAUGAAGAAGAGGAAGAGCCACCCGAAAUCAAUUAUUGUACAGUGAAAAUCUCACCAGACAAACCGCCCAAGGAACGACUGAAACUGAUCAUCAAAACGGACGUCAUACGAAACGCAAUUGCCAAAGCAGCCGCCGCAGCAGCUGCCAAAGCCGCUGGCGAGGAAUCGCGCAGCGAAAAAAAAUCCAAAAGCAAAAAGCAUAAGCAUUUGAAGCACGCCCAGCUAGUCGAACAAGUGCAGCCCAGCCAGACGGUAACAGCCUCCGCGGCCAGCGAAUUAGCACAGAGCUCUGAAUUUAAGACGCCCUCGCCUCACCUGGCAUUGAAUGAGCAACACCAGCACCAGCAGCAGCACCCGCAUCAGCAGCAAUUGCAGCAGCAACUGCAUCGGGGUGCGGUUAUAUCACCUACGACACGCUCGGACCACGAUUUCGAUUCGCAAUCCUCGGUGCUAGGCAGCAUCUCCUCCAAGGGGAACAGCACGCCGCAGCUGUUAGCGCAGGCCGUGCAAGAGGAUAGCUGUGUGAUACGUAGUCGCGGCUCGAGUGUCAUAACGAGCGAUCUAGAGACCAGUCAGCACUCAUCGCUGGUAGCGCCACCCUCGGACAUUGAGUCGCGUCUGGAGUCCAUGAUGAUGACCAUGGAUGGCAAUAAUGCAGGAGGAGCUGCAGCUGGAGCUGGAGCGGCAAUAGUAGCAGCAGCAGCUGCCACUUCCACAGGCGGAGCAGACCAAACGGAUAGUCGUCUGCCACUCGUGGAGCAGCCGCUACAGCAGGACAUUCUGGCGGUGCUGCGUGGCGAUGCGGUGCCGCGUCUCAAUGGUGCUGACGAUUCGGUGUCGGCGUUGGCAUCGGCAUCGGCUUCAGCCGAGUCCAAGCAUUCAAAGCGUACAACGCGAGGACGUGCGCGUGGCAAGGCCAACAACAACACAAAUAAUUCGGCGGAGUCCACAGCGCCGACGGAAACGCGCACAAGAACGCGAGCGAAGCCCACAGAGACAUCGCCCACGUCCACGACAGCCACCUCGACCUCGGCCACGCCCUCCAAGCGUGCCACACGUGCGCGUGGCAGCAAGCGAUUGGAAACGGCAGCAACAGCUGAGGAUAUGGAACUGGCUGAGUCGCCAGAGAAGGCCUUGCUGGAGUCAGUUGAGCCAUCGGCAAGUGAGGCACUGCCACGACGUGGACGCGCCGCGGCGCGUGCCAUCAACAACAAUUUGGCCAGCAGCAACAACAACAACAGCAGCAGCAACAACAACAACAUCAAUAAGAUCGCUGCUAAUUUGUCAGCGAAAGCUGAGGCCAGUCGUGCCACCGACAAUGGUGGGUCAAAUGCUGUUGCUGGCGGUGCGGCAGCUGCUGCUGCAGCUGGCACGCGCAGCUACGGUCGCAAGCGUAAGAAUCAGCAGGUGACGCAACUGCUGCAGCAUGCCGAAUUGUCGGAGGCGGUCAGCUCAGCGGACCAGCUGAGUCAGGAUUCGGAGCUGAACGAGGCGCAGCCAACGCCGGCCAAGGUGCCGCACACAGAGCUGGACCCGGAUGCGGAGCCAGAUCCCGGCAUGGACGAGCUGUCGAACACCUCGAAUGGGUCCUCCAUGCAACAUGAUGGCUCGUCCUCAUCGCCGCCGCCGCGUGACUACAAAUUCAAGGAUAAGUUCAAGCGCACCAUCACGCUGGAGAACCAGGUGCCGGGUGCAGGUGGUGCUUUGGCUGCUGCAGCCGCAGCCGCAGCCGCAGCAGCAGCAGCUGCGGCCACCGGCGCAGAGGCCACCUCGAGCAGCGUCACCAAUGUCAGCAGCAGCGAGGAGACGCAGCGCGGCGCCGUCAAGCUGGUCAUCUCGAAGAAGAAGGGCAGCAUAUUCAAAAGCCGAGCGCUGGUGCCCUCCGACCAGGCCGAGCAGGCGACAGUGGCCAAACGGGCUCUGUACAAGCACAGCUGGGAUGCAGCACUGGAGGCCAAUGGCGCCGGCACUGGCAGUGAUGCAAGCAAUGCGUCCGCCUCAACGGCAGCGGGCGGUGCUGGCGCCAAAGCGGAUGGCUUGGCUGCCAGCAAAGCAGCCACCAUCGAUGCCAUCUAUGGCGACUUCGGCGAUAGCAAUUCCAACAACAAUACCUGCAGCAGCUCUGCCCUGCGCGGCGAGAGUCCCGCCCUGGGAAAACUGAGCCGCCUGGCCAAACCGCAGCACAACGCCCAAUCCUUGACAGCGACCUCUAGCGAUGCCUUCGACAUGGAUCUGGAGCCGAAUGCCGAUGAGGGAGGCUGUGGAGGUGCCGGCGGUGGCAAUGGCAGUGGAGGAGUUGUCGGCGGAGGGGCCGGCGAUCGCACGGGUCUCCGUGUGGACCGCAAGACCAAGGAAUACUACACAGUGGUGCGGAAUGUGAAGACUGCGCAUCAGAUACAAGAGAUUGGCGAAUACCAGGAGAUGUACGACGAUGUGGAAUACAUAUUGGAUGCAUUGCAGCCGCACAAUCCGGCGCCCACGCGUUGUCUGUCCGCCCUGCAGUUGGCCACCAAAUGCAUGACGCCCGCCUUUCGUAUGCAUGUGCGUGCCCACGGCGUUGUUACUAAGUUCUUCAAGGCGCUCUCCGAUGCCAACAAGGAUCUGAGCCUGGGUCUCUGCACAUCGGCCAUUAUGUACAUACUGUCGCAGGAGGGUCUGAACAUGGAUCUCGAUCGGGAUUCGCUCGAGCUAAUGAUCAAUUUGCUGGAGGCUGAAGGUGUGGGCGUGGCCGCGCACACAGAUCGACCCAAUUACGAGCGAAACAAGCAGAAGGUGCGCGAACUAUGCGAGGAGAUUAAAGCGCAGGGCAAGGGCACCCAUCUGAACGUGGAGUCCAUAACGGUGGGCACUUUGGCCAUGGAGACGCUGCUCUCGCUGACAUCUAAGCGUGCGGGCGAAUGGUUCAAGGAGGAUCUACGCAAACUGGGCGGCCUGGAGCACAUCAUCAAGACCAUCUCAGAUUUCUGCCAGCCAGUGAUUGCUACAGCGGCGACAGAUAUGGCACUGGUCACCUGGGAGCCGGCGCUUCUCGACAACAUGCAGACAGUGGCGCGCUGCUUGCGUGUCCUCGAGAAUGUAACGCAGCACAACGAGGCGAAUCAACGGUAUAUGCUCACCUAUGCCAACGGCCGGGCUGUGGAUACACUGUGUUUCCUAUAUCGUCUCUGCGAUCGACAGCUGCUGCUGCAUCCCUCGACGACGGAGCAGAAUAGCAGCAAAGAGCAUCCGGGCGUUGCAAUGCGUGAACUCCUAAUACCCGUCAUGAAGGUGCUCAUCAACCUGACGCACACGUUCAAUGAGGCGCAGCCCUCACUGGGCGCCGAGCUGCUGGGCAAACGUAGCGACGUCAUCGAGACGAGCUUCCAUCUGCUGCUGCUCGCAUCCAGCUACAUUCCGGAUCGUUGCGUCUUCGAGCUGAGCAUUUUGGUGCUCACCCUGCUUAUUAACCUGUGCAUGUACACGCCGCAAAAUCGCGCCACACUGAUGCAGGCGAAUGCGCCGGCCGAAUAUGUGGCCGACAAUCCAACGCCUGGCGAUCAGCCUGUCAGUGCGGUGCAAGCGCUGCUCGAGUACUUCUACAAGUGCGAGGAGCUAGCCAGAUUGGUGGAGAAGAACACGGACGCGUUCCUAGAGAGCAAUGAGAAGAGCAAAAAGAAGCAGGAGGAGGUCGAGGAGACGGUCAACAAUCUCGUGCAACGCGCUGGCCACCACAUGGAGCACACGCUCAAGGGCAGCUACGCGGCGAUAUUAAUCGGCAAUCUGAUCACGGAUAAUGAACAGAACGAAACAAUUGUACGGCGGCAGCUGCGAGGGAACAGCUUUAAGGAGAUCGUAGGUGUUCUGGAGAAAUAUCACACCUUUAUGAAUCUGACUUCCAGUUUGGAGGCCGCCUUUGUGGCACACAUGAAGUCCACAAAGAAGAUCAUUGACAACUUCAAGAAGCGUGACUAUAUCUAUGAGCAUGCCGAUGAGGAUCACACGAUGUCGAUGCCACUCAAUCUGGAGACGACGACGCAUCAACAACAACAACAACAACAACAGCAGCAGCAGCAUCAGCAGGCGCAGGAGGCGCCCAGCAGUACGGCAAUGAGCAGUAACAACACUAACAGCAGUAGCAACAGCAGCAGCAGCACAAACACAACAACCAGCAGCAGCAGUAGUGGCGGCAGCAGCAGUAGCAGCAGCAUGCCACGUGUCUUCAAGACGUACAGCAGUCAUAGAUAAUCAAUGCUGGAUGACCAUGAAGCCAAAUCUGUGGAUAGUUGAAUGCUGAAAGCCUUCCACCUGAAACCCUGCCACCAAAAUAAUAAUUAUAUAUGUUG
This is a messenger RNA of Drosophila hydei, 6460 nucleotides long. RefSeq names its product protein wings apart-like (gene wapl). Gene Ontology annotation, biological process: regulation of chromosome condensation. The transcript is spliced from 8 exons. The record is from RefSeq and is a predicted model, not a curated record. The coding region runs from base 741 to 6362 and encodes 1873 amino acids. Lineage: Eukaryota; Metazoa; Arthropoda; Insecta; Diptera; Drosophilidae.